UGUUUGAAGUUCACGUCAGGAGAGCGGAACUUUGCCAAAAUGUUGAAGGUAAUGAUGAUGAUGAUGAUGUUAUGGCAGUUGGUGAGUCUUGUUCUCGCUGAUCACUCGUUUUCACCAAUGGAUGAUGAAAAAACUCCCGCAGAAAAUCAAUGUCCCACUUGUCAAGGAGAUAACGAAGUUGAUUGUAACAGCAAAAUCACGAUGGUAGCUUGCCCCAAAGAGGCGCCAAUAUGUGCAGUGUACAAAAGUAUCUAUGAUGAAUUCAGUCGUCACUGCGUCAGCCAGGAGGAAUAUAACCACAUCGUGAACGAGUGCGAGAAAUACCGCGAUUGUUCAAUGGUGAAGUACGUGUUUCAGUGCCCAACAUGUAUCGGCGAGGGAAAAGAUGAAGCCACAGCCAAAGCUAAUUGUGAUAUCAAUAUAAAGAAGAAAACCUGUAGCAGGAAGACGCCAGUGUGUGCGGUAUAUUACAUUUCUGAGUUGAGAAGAUUCGCUCGUCAUUGCAUGAACCAAAUUCUUUACGACAAAACCGUGGAAAAAUGCCAAAGCAAGGGGUGCAAAGCCGAAAAAUGCACUCAGCCGGGAUGCAUGGGAGGAGAGAUGCCAGUAUUUGAAGGAAUUCAAUGCCCGUCUUGUGAAGGCAAGGACGAAAAUGACUGCGAUAGCCAAAUUAAGAUGGAGAUUUGUCCAAAAGAGGCGCCGACAUGUGCAGUGUACACAAGCGAUAAGGGUCAUUUCAAUCGUGGUUGCGUCAACCAAGUGGAAUAUGAAACUUUAUUGAACAAGUGCGAGGAACACGGUGAUUGUACCAUAAGAAAGUACGGUAAGUCGUAG
Pocillopora verrucosa is the source of this 834-nucleotide messenger RNA. The record is from RefSeq and is a predicted model, not a curated record. NCBI's taxonomy places the organism in Eukaryota, Metazoa, Cnidaria, Anthozoa, Scleractinia, Pocilloporidae.